AUGUCUGACAAUACCUCCAACCCCCCAGCAAUACCCAUGACCCUAUCUAUCAACCCAUUAAACUUUACGCGACGCUCCGAAUCACUGUCCACUGCUACCAUUUCUAUCACAGCAACCUCACACGCUUCUGAGCCUACCACUAUAUUCACAUGGCAUAUCAUAUUUAAUCUCAGGCUUGCUCAAAGGCGUAAGACCUUCAUUUGUACAGAUCUUACGACAGGUUCACCACUCCAGCUCGAGACUACCAAGGGUCCAAAACGACCACAGUUUAGCUUUGCGCUCAGCGGCCGAGAUGAUUCCUACUUCAUUACUCUGGAGCCAAACAUCCCUAUCGCCGUCACUUAUGGGUUUCUUCGCUCUGCUGCCCUUAAGGCGAUCGAGCCUUUAAGCCCGGCCACAGGUACCAACUUAAGGUAUGUGAGGAUGAGGAGGUUAAAUGGUGGCGCUAUGGGAAGAAAGAGGAUGUUAUGUCGCCUCCUGGUCAGUAUUCUCCGAAGAAAGGGGUGCGAAGAUGCGAGUGGCCCGCCGAUUAGAUUGAGUCAUAUUAUGCCUGUUGAGUUCGAGGUUGAGUGA
This is a messenger RNA of Fusarium odoratissimum NRRL 54006, 573 nucleotides long. RefSeq lists its product as uncharacterized. NCBI's taxonomy places the organism in Eukaryota, Fungi, Ascomycota, Sordariomycetes, Hypocreales, Nectriaceae. The record is from RefSeq and is a predicted model, not a curated record. The transcript has a single exon. Bases 1 to 573 code for a protein of 190 amino acids.